This is a messenger RNA of Labeo rohita (rohu), 5639 nucleotides long. RefSeq names its product UPF1 RNA helicase and ATPase (gene upf1). The record is from RefSeq and is a predicted model, not a curated record. The coding region runs from base 205 to 3507 and encodes 1100 amino acids. NCBI's taxonomy places the organism in Eukaryota, Metazoa, Chordata, Actinopteri, Cypriniformes, Cyprinidae. Gene Ontology annotation, cellular component: cytoplasm. Gene Ontology annotation, molecular function: zinc ion binding; hydrolase activity; RNA helicase activity. Gene Ontology annotation, biological process: nuclear-transcribed mRNA catabolic process, nonsense-mediated decay. The transcript has 24 exons.
UGCGUCGCGUACUCGAGUGGGAGUCGAAUCUUCUCCGGAAUCGUUUGCUUUCAUUUCUGCACGAGCCCGUCGCGCGCCGUUUCCUUCUCUUCCCUUCGAACCAAAACAAACGUCGCCCGACGUGCUUCGGUCGGUCAUUUCCCCGCACCGCUGAGGGAUUAUUCGGUGUUUUCUGUGAAAAGGCGGCCAGUGAAGCCCAAAAAGAUGAGUGUGGAGGCGUACGGGCCGAGCUCGCAGACGCUCACCUUCCUGGACACGGAGGAAGCGGAGCUGCUCGGGGCCGACACGCAGGGCUCCGAGUUCGAGUUCACCGACUUUACGCUGCCCAGCCAGACCCAAACGCAGGGCCAGACCCAGAGUCAACUCGACAACCAGGUGAACGGGCCUGAUGGCGUUCUGCCCAACGGAGAGGAUGCGGUGGUGAAGACCAGCCAACUUCUUGCCGAGCUGAACUUUGAGGAAGAUGAGGAAGAUACCUACUACACUAAAGACCUGCCGGUGCACGCCUGCAGCUACUGUGGCAUCCAUGAUCCAGCAUGUGUGGUCUACUGCAACACCAGCAAGAAAUGGUUCUGCAACGGCCGCGGUAACACCUCUGGCAGCCAUAUUGUGAACCACUUGGUGAGGGCCAAAUGUAAGGAGGUGACGCUGCAUAAGGAUGGACCGCUGGGAGAGACGGUUCUGGAGUGCUAUAACUGCGGCUGCCGUAAUGUCUUCCUGCUCGGCUUCAUCCCGGCCAAAGCAGACUCUGUUGUGGUGCUUCUGUGCAGGCAGCCAUGUGCCAGUCAGAGCAGUCUGAAGGACAUUAAUUGGGACAGCUCUCAGUGGCAGCCCCUCAUCCAGGACCGCUGCUUCCUGUCCUGGCUGGUGAAGAUCCCGUCCGAGCAGGAGCAGCUGAGGGCCCGUCAGAUCACGGCACAGCAGAUCAAUAAACUUGAGGAGCUCUGGAAGGAAAACCCAACAGCGACGCUGGAGGAUCUGGAGAAACCAGGAGUGGAUGAGGAACCUCAGCACGUUCUGCUACGCUAUGAAGACGCCUAUCAGUACCAGAACAUCUUUGGGCCGCUGGUUAAACUAGAGGCUGACUAUGACAAGAAACUCAAAGAGUCCCAAACUCAAGACAAUAUAACAGUGAGGUGGGAUUUGGGACUGAAUAAAAAGCGGAUAGCUUAUUUCACUCUGCCCAAGACGGAUUCAGGUGACAUGCGACUGAUGCAAGGAGACGAGAUCUGUCUGCGCUAUAAAGGAGACAUGGCUCCGCUCUGGAAAGGGAUCGGACACGUCAUCAAAGUCCCGGACAAUUAUGGAGAUGAAAUUGCCAUCGAGUUGCGCAGCAGUGCUGGAGCACCUGUGGAAGUGCCGCAUAACUUCCAGGUGGACUUUGUCUGGAAGUCGACAUCUUUUGACCGCAUGCAGAGCGCCCUGAAGACGUUUGCUGUGGAUGAGACCUCUGUGUCUGGCUACAUCUACCACAAGCUGCUGGGUCAUGAGGUGGAGGACGUUAUCAUCAAAUGCCAGCUGCCCAAACGCUUCACCGCGCAGGGCCUGCCGGAUCUCAACCACUCGCAGGUUUAUGCCGUGAAGACGGUGCUGCAGCGACCCCUCAGUCUGAUCCAGGGGCCUCCAGGAACCGGAAAGACUGUCACCUCUGCCACCAUCGUCUACCAUCUGGCCAGACAGGGCAAUGGUCCAGUGCUGGUUUGUGCUCCAAGUAACAUCGCAGUGGACCAGCUAACAGAAAAGAUCCAUCAGACGGGGCUGAAGGUGGUUCGUCUGUGUGCUAAGAGUCGUGAGGCCAUCGAUUCACCUGUGUCUUUCCUGGCUCUGCACAAUCAGAUCCGUAACAUGGACAGCAUGCCAGAGUUGCAGAAACUGCAGCAGCUGAAGGACGAAACUGGCGAGUUGUCGUCUUCUGAUGAGAAACGUUAUCGAGCUCUCAAACGAACCGCUGAGAGAGAGCUGCUCAUGAAUGCAGACGUGAUCUGCUGCACGUGUGUGGGUGCGGGUGACCCUCGCCUGGCUAAGAUGCAGUUCCGCUCCAUCCUCAUUGAUGAGAGCACACAGGCCACGGAGCCCGAGUGCAUGGUGCCAGUGGUGCUCGGGGCCAAACAGCUCAUUCUGGUGGGUGACCACUGUCAGCUGGGUCCUGUGGUCAUGUGCAAGAAGGCGGCUAAAGCGGGUCUGUCUCAGUCUCUGUUUGAGAGGCUGGUGGUGCUGGGCAUCAGACCCAUCCGUCUGCAGGUGCAGUACCGCAUGCACCCGGCUCUCAGCGCUUUCCCGUCGAACAUCUUCUACGAGGGCUCUCUGCAGAACGGAGUCACCGCCGCUGAUCGCAUCAAGAAAGGCUUUGACUUCCAGUGGCCUCAGCCUGAUAAGCCCAUGUUUUUCUACGUGACCCAGGGCCAGGAGGAGAUCGCAAGCUCUGGCACCUCCUAUCUCAACAGGACUGAGGCUGCUAAUGUGGAGAAGAUCACCACCCGUCUGCUGAAGGCCGGAGCCAAACCUGACCAGAUUGGUAUCAUUACACCAUACGAGGGUCAGCGCUCUUACCUGGUGCAGUACAUGCAGUUCAGCGGCUCGCUGCACACCAAACUAUACCAGGAGGUGGAGAUCGCCAGCGUGGAUGCGUUCCAGGGCAGAGAGAAGGACUUCAUCAUCCUGUCUUGUGUCAGAGCUAACGAGCACCAGGGCAUCGGCUUCCUGAACGACCCGCGCCGUCUCAAUGUGGCGCUGACCAGAGCCAGAUAUGGUGUGAUCAUUGUGGGCAAUCCGAAGGCUCUGUCCAAGCAGCCUCUGUGGAACCACCUUCUGAACUACUACAAGGAGCAGAAGGUUCUGGUGGAGGGACCGCUGAACAACCUGAGGGAGAGCCUCAUGCAGUUCAGCAAGCCACGCAAGCUGGUCAACACCAUCAACCCUGGAGCCCGUUUCAUGAGUACCGCCAUGUAUGAUGCAAGAGAGGCCAUGAUUCCUGGAUCUGUGUAUGAUCGCAGCAGCACCGGUCGUCCGUCUAAUAUGUACUUCCAGACCCAUGACCAGGUCGGCAUGAUCGGGACUGGGCCGAACCCAAUGGGCUCCAUGAACAUCCCCAUCCCGUUCAAUCUAGUCAUGCCGCCCAUGCCUCCGCCCGGGUACCUGGGCCAGGUGAACGGACCAGCUGCAGGUCGUGGUGCUCCUAAAGGUAAGACCGGGGGUCGUGGAGGUCGUCAGAGAAACCGUGGCACCGGUAACCACGGCAGCGGGCAGGCCAACAUGCCGAACAGCCAGGCCAGUCAGGAUCUGGUGUCUCAGCCCUUCUCGCAGGGUCCACUGACCCAGGGCUACAUCACCAUGAGCCAGCCGUCACAGAUGAGCCAACCUGGACUGUCCCAGCCCGAGCUCUCACAGGACAGCUACCUGGGUGAUGAGUUCAAAUCCCAGAUGGAUGUGGCGCUUUCCCAGGAUUCAACCUACCAGGGCGAACGGGCAUAUCAACACGGAGGAGUGACUGGACUCUCACAGUACUAGAGUGUUGUUGGAACAGGAGCUAGGCCUGUGCUGAGCUUAGUUCAUCAGCAUUUUAAAUAUGGGUAAAUAUAAAAAAAGAACAAACAUGGAUGCCCGUUUACCACUGUUACAACUGAAGCACCAUGGUGUGAGAGCAACAGGAGAGAAUCAAACCAAUCACAGGAGGGAGUAAAGCUGGACAGGGACGAAAGAGAAACGUGUGAGUGGCGGACUACAUCCACCAUUCGUUGAGGACGGGGAGGAGAGGUGGGAGACGCAGUGUUAGGAGGAGACCAAACACGAGAUCUUCGAUCCGCAACGUAAAGGAGGAGGAGGCUCCUGGAGCGCAAGGGGCCCUUCCCGGCCUCCUCUCUCUCUCUCUAUCUCUCUCUCUCUCUCUCGCCUGGCUGCCGACGUCAGCCUCAGGCCUCGCCCUGCCAACAGAGACGGAGCCAAGAUGAAGUUCUCUUCAAACUACCUGCAAAAACCACGCUUGCUGAGAGCUGAGAGAGGGGUGACGUUAUUUCAAGUAAUUACAAACGCUUUUCAAGCAGCUGAAUUUUUCGGGAAAAUCCAGUUCCCCUCAAAGUUGACAUCUGACAUUCAGGUUCUACCACCGCACAUCUUUUGAGAGAACGGACGCCUGCGGCUAAAGAGUUUUCACGCUUCGUUUCGUUCGCUCGCUCGCCCCGGCCCGAGGUGCUAGGACACUCUGAAGGACGAUUCAACUUUGAGGAACUUUGAAGCCCGGGAGGGUAGAGGUGCCGUAUCGAACGGAGGAGGGCCCGUCACAUCUCGUCCGCUCUCCGCUUUGGGGUGGAAAUGGCUUUGGGAUGUUUCUUUUUCCUUUUAAAUGUUUUGGCCCCCUUUGCCGAAAGGGACCGACGGAUCUAUCCUUUCUUAUUUUCCUCUGUUUUAGAAAUGGUUUUUGUUCAACUAGAAUAAAAGCACUCAAGUAGAACCGCUUGCUUGAUUUAGAUGAUCCAAAACGCCAGGAUCUGCGGGACGUCCGGUGAAACUUGAUCGGUCACCGCAGACUCCUCCCACUGCUGCAUUCUGUCCAAUCGGGUGAGACCUGCUCGCCUGGAUCUCUCCGAUUCGCUAGGAGACACGCGUGUCAAUCGCAGACCCCUCCCACUGCUAUAUUCUGUCCAAUCAGGACGCGGUCACGUUAUCGUCGCUUUAGUUGCGCCUCAGAGAAAGCAGAAGGAGAUCGCCGCAUCUAUGCGAAGCACCGACAGGUGAGAUUCUCGCUGUUUUUGUGUCUGAGAGGCUCGUCUUGCGCUUUUUGCGCAGCUACCGAUGAUCUUAGUGAGAGCGGGCGGUUUCACGCCGCCGCCGCCGACGACAGGUGUAAGUGCGUGUGAGUGUGUUUGUGUGUUUCCCUCCUUCAUUAUUAUUUGUGCUGUGAUAGAUUGUAGUUUUGCUUUCCCCCCCCAGCUCAUAUUAAUUUUAUUUGUGAAGUUCUCAGUGUGGAAAUUGCUCGAGUUUAUCGGUUUCGACGGACCCAUUCAGAGUUUUACGGCAGCUUUUAACAUCUGUUCCGACCGAUGCCAGUCGCCUCAACUUUGUACUUUUACUUUGGAGUGUUUAUACCUUGCUGUUACUCCAUACUCGCAAACCUUUUGACUGUUUAAUAUUACCCGAAUUCCACCACUCGCGUUUUAUAGCAUCGAGUACAUUCGUUUUAAGUUCACACCUCUUUUUUUUUUUUCCUUCCUCUCUCUUUGCCCACAAGACAAUCAUGAUUCGUUCAUAACCGAACUUUCCCAUGUUAACCUCUUAACUCAUACAGUUUAGUUUUCACAGUUCAACUGUAAAUAUCAGUGCUCUGAUUUGAUACGACAUCAGCCAAAUUGUUGCCAAUGACAAUGAGAUGUUAACAUCCUCAACAAGGCCAAGGUGAUCCACAGCGACGCAUUCUGGUUGUUAUCGAGCGUGAAGGGACUAGGGAACGCUGCUGCGUAAGUUGCAUCAAAUUUGACUGAAAUGUACGAUACGUUUGUAUGCUUUAACUUGCAAUGAAGAGGAACGUUGGAGAAACAUCAGGAUAUGAAGUAUAAUUCAGGAUUUUGUUUUGUGGAAAAAGUUUUCACCCCCACAAUGUGUACUUCUUGUAACGUUACGAAUAAAUGUUGCUUUCUUUCACCCAA